ACCUCUAGGGUUAGGUUUUCCCAUUUCAUAGCGUCUGUAGGGGUUCUCCCUUUUCCACCACCAACCACAAAGCUCGAAUUUGGCCUUUGAUAAGCUCAUCAUCACCGACCUUAUAUCGACGAACCAUGGCGACAAAAGCAAAGACCGGGGAAGCGAAAGUUGCAGUGCUAAAAGGACAGGAAGCGGAGGACAUGGUCCUUAAAUACGUGAAAAAGAUGAAUCGCCCCUAUGGCGCGGUGGAUGUCGCCGCAAACCUGAAGGGUGCAGUUCCUAAGACAGCGACCCAAAAGAUCCUUGUGAGCCUAGCAGAGAAAGGUGAACUGGUACAAAAGACAUACGGGAAGACUACCUUCUUUGUAGCAAACCAAGCUAACCUCGAAGACAUGCCUGCUGAGAAACUCGCUGCUCUCGAAACGGAACACAAGAUGCUUGAGGAAACAAAUAAGGUCCUCUUGGCUGACGUGAAAGGGGUCACUGCAGAGCUUUCGAAGAUCAAAUCCUCACCUACAGAUUCCGAGCUUGCGGCGCAAUUGGAAGAUACAGCUAAAGCGGUGUCUAAAGCGAUCGCACGCCUAGAGCCACUUCGCUCCGGAACGACCCUGGUCUCAACCGAAGAUCUCGCGCUUUUGGAUGCCGAGUGGACGAAAUGGCGUGCGGAAUGGGUACGCAGAAGGAAGAUAUUCAAUACUUUCUGGGCACUAGCCACAGAUGCGCUUCCACCUCAAGAAUCCGCCGCGCUCGCUGAAGACCUUGGAAUCGAAUUUGAUACACCGGAACAUUCUACUGUCGAGAAAGGUCCUCUUUGCGCUCCACGAGGCUCGGUCCUAGGCAAGAGACGAAGAUGAACUGCUGGAUUUCCGUGCUUCUCUGCUCUGCUCGCGUGCUAUGUUCUAUUUUCCUCAACGAUUCUGGGACUGCCUGUCUUAUUCUUGGCUUGGCUUCGCAGUGACUGCGUGUCAGCGAUUCAAGUGUGAACCUCAGUCGUGAAUUCCGUAUUUAUCUGAUC
This is a messenger RNA of Somion occarium, 1006 nucleotides long. Lineage: Eukaryota; Fungi; Basidiomycota; Agaricomycetes; Polyporales; Cerrenaceae. The record is from the annotation of a GenBank genome assembly.